CUUAGUUUCCUCAGUAGAAGACAGUGUGAUCACACAUAAAUACAAGUCUGAGGGAACACAAGGGAACCAGCUGAGGUCUUAUUUAAAGGAGAACAUUCCUAUGCUCACAGACUCCUCUCUGUAGAGACACGGCAAGAGAGCAACUUUGCUGGUUGACUUUAUUAUUAUGGAGUGCAAACAAGAAACAACCCAAAAGAAGUUGCUUCUUAUUGAUGUAGACUGUGGCACUGAUGAUGCCCUGGCCAUUAUGAUGGCAAUUGCCUCUCCUAAUGUUGAAAUUUUAGGAAUCACCUGUGUUGGGGGCAACACUAAGUUGGAUAACGUCUGCAAAAACGUCCUGCGAGUCCUUAAAUUAUGUGAUCGCUUAGAUAUUCCUGUCUUUAGAGGAGCAUCAACAGCUGUCCUAGGACAAAAUAUUCAUGCAUCUUAUUUUCAUGGUGAAGAUGGUCUAGGAGAUGUACCUGAUGAGAAUGCUCCUGGUUUGGAACUGAUUCAGAAGGAACAUGCUGUUGAUGCCAUGAAGCGAUUUGCAUCUGAAUAUCCUGGCCAGAUUUCUUUAGUGGCUACAGGCCCAUUGACUAACGUAGCCCUCACAGUGAGAAUGGACCCUACCUUUCCCCAGAAACUUUACAGUUUGUACAUAAUGGGAGGAAAUAUGGAAUCAAGAGGAAAUACUACAGCUUGUGGAGAGUUCAACUUCCUUGCAGACCCAGAAGCUGCUUACAUUGUCCUCAAUGACUACUUGUGUAAAACAUAUAUUGUCACAUGGGAGUAUUCAUGUCGUCACAAGCUCUCAUGGGAGUGGUAUGAUAAAUGGGUGAAUAUGGGGACCAAGAAAACAGACUUCAUAAAGAAGAUCUAUGCCCACAGUCUGCAGUACUCCAGGAGUGAGAAGGAGUCCAAAGCACUUGUGGAUGGACCCGGAUUUGUCUCCUGUGACUCCUAUGCAAUGGCUGCAGCCAUUGAUGAGAGUACAAUUACAAAGGUCAUUGAAUGUGCAGUAACAGUGGAGCUCUCUGGAAAAUUUACUCGGGGAAUGAUGGUUCUGGAUUUAAUUGAUGAUCUCAAGAAAAAAAAUAAGGCCUUUGUAAUAACUGGAUGUGAUAUGGAAAAGUUUAUAGCACUGAUGGAGAUCUCUGCCAAAUAAAUAAUCUGACUUUUACCGGGAAAUAGUUAUGUGGGUCGUAAGAUACAACAGAUUAUCUUUAGGAUAUUUUAAAACCUAUUACUGUGUUUAAUAUUGUAUUAGACUUGGGCAUUGAACUUAUGAUAGAUAACUUUUCAGUCAUGUUGUAUUCCCUUUUAUCUGCUAAAUAUUAUUAAAGCAAGUUUGACUGGAA
Bufo gargarizans (Asiatic toad) is the source of this 1340-nucleotide messenger RNA. Its product is annotated as pyrimidine-specific ribonucleoside hydrolase RihA-like. NCBI's taxonomy places the organism in Eukaryota, Metazoa, Chordata, Amphibia, Anura, Bufonidae. The coding region runs from base 167 to 1147 and encodes 326 amino acids. The transcript has 6 exons. The record is from RefSeq and is a predicted model, not a curated record. Gene Ontology annotation, molecular function: hydrolase activity, hydrolyzing N-glycosyl compounds.